Pieris rapae (cabbage white) is the source of this 2661-nucleotide messenger RNA. It is a transcript of the gene TM9SF3, whose product is annotated as transmembrane 9 superfamily member 3. The transcript has a single exon. NCBI's taxonomy places the organism in Eukaryota, Metazoa, Arthropoda, Insecta, Lepidoptera, Pieridae. Gene Ontology annotation, biological process: protein localization to membrane. The record is from RefSeq and is a predicted model, not a curated record. Gene Ontology annotation, cellular component: membrane. The coding region runs from base 114 to 1841 and encodes 575 amino acids.
GCUCUGUGUUGAAUUGACAGCGGGCAGAAAACGUAAAAGGAAAGAAAUGUCUGGCAUCGGCUUUUACAUACGUGUUGUGUUUAUUCAUAUGAGGUAUUAAACUGGACGAAAUAAUGAAAUAUUUGUACAUUUUAUUAUUUUUGUGUGCUUUAGUUUAUGGUGAUGAACAUACUCAUACUUAUAAGCAAGGGGAGCAAAUUGUGCUAUGGAUGAACACUGUUGGCCCGUAUCACAAUCGUCAAGAGACUUAUGCGUAUUUCUCACUACCGUUUUGUGUCGGGACAAAAGUUACCAUUGGACAUUACCACGAGACUUUAUCUGAAGCUCUACAAGGUGUAGAAUUAGAGUUUAGCGGACUCGACAUUACCUACAGGGACAAUGUUCCAGCACAGCAAUUUUGUGCAACAGAACUAGAUGAGCAAGCAUACAAGGCCCUAGUUUAUGCAGUCAAAAAUCACUAUUGGUACCAAAUGUAUGUGGAUGACUUACCUAUAUGGGGAAUCGUUGGAGAAAUAGAUGGUGACAAUUACUAUAUCUGGACUCAUAAGAAAUUUGAUAUUGGCUACAAUGGCAAUAGAAUAGUUGAAGUAAAUCUUACAGCGGAAAACAAAGAGAAACUGGCAUUAGGAGCUAAAAUUCCAUUUACAUAUGAAGUCAAUUGGAAACCAAGGAGUAUUAAGUUUGAAGAUCGUUUUGAUAAAUAUUUGGACCCUAACUUCUUCCAACAUAGAAUUCAUUGGUUCAGUAUUUUUAACAGUUUUAUGAUGGUCAUAUUUCUAGUUGGUCUUGUAUCCAUGAUCCUUAUGAGAACUCUAAGAAAAGAUUAUGCAAGGUAUUCUAAAGAUGAUGACCUUGAUGACUUGGAAAAAGAUUUGGGUGAUGAGUAUGGAUGGAAACAGGUGCAUGGAGAUGUUUUUAGACCUGUUCCUCAUUUAGCUAUGUUUUCAGCUUUAAUUGGUGCAGGUUAUCAACUAACAGUUGUCACUUUAGCUGUUAUAAUUUUUACUAUAUUUGGAGAACUCUAUACUGAAAGAGGGUCUUUAUUGUCAACAGCCAUAUUUAUAUAUACAUUAUCAUCACCUGUAAAUGGAUAUUUCGGAGGAUCCUUGUAUGCCAGAAUGGGAGGAAGACUUUGGAUUAAACAGAUGUUAUUGUCAGCUUUUUUGUUACCAGUUCUAGUUUGUGGGACUGCAUUUUUCAUUAACUUUAUUGCCAUGUAUUACCAUGCUUCUAGAGCUCUUCCUUUUGGUAGCAUGAUUGAGGUAAUGUCUAUAUGUACUUUUGUGAUUUUGCCACUGACAUUAGUAGGCACUGUCCUUGGACGAAAUUUAGCUGGCCAACCAGAUUAUCCAUGUAGAAUAAAUGCUGUACCUAGGCCAAUCCCUGAAAAGAAGUGGUUCAUGGAACCAUUUAUAAUCAUUAUUAUGGGAGGAAUUUUACCUUUUGGUUCUAUAUUUAUUGAGAUGUAUUUUAUUUUCACAUCAUUUUGGGCAUAUAAAAUUUAUUAUGUUUAUGGCUUUAUGUUAUUGGUAUUUUUGAUAUUGUUGAUUGUAACAGUAUGUGUAACCAUUGUAUGUACUUACUUCCUUUUAAAUGCUGAAGAUUAUCGCUGGCAAUGGACAAGUUUUCUCUCUGCUGGGAGCACUGCUCUCUAUGUCUACCUGUACUCAUUUUAUUAUUUUCUAUUUAAAACAAAGAUGUAUGGUUUGUUCCAAACAGCAUUUUAUUUUGGAUACAUGGCAUUAUUUAGUAUGGCCUUAGGAAUGAUUUGUGGUACAGUUGGUUAUUUAGGCACAAGCUUAUUUGUACGUAAGAUUUAUUCAACAGUUAAAAUUGAUUGAGCGGUACCCAUUAUAAUGAUUAGUAAGAUUUUUAAAUAAUUAUUGUCAUAGUGACUGCAAGCAAUGUACGAGAGUUGAAAAAUAAUUUAAAAAAGGCAACUAUUAUCAUCACAUUGUAGUGUCGGCAUAUUUGUCUUAUAAUACAAAUAUUAUAGAUAUUACUGGAAUAUAAUCAGAUAAUCUUGAUUUUGGAAAUGUAAACAGAGAUAUCAUGAAUACACCUGGUGCAUUUUACAGGAUUUAUGUUUUAAAACUAAAUUACUAAUUUUUUGUUUUGAUUAUAUGAUGUAUUUUAUUGUGUUUGAGUUUCAGAGAAUUCCAUGGUCAAAAAUUAUUAGAGAAAAAUCGUGCAUGAUAUCUGAUAUAUCAAUAAUUUUUUGUCAUGUGUGUCAUUAAAUCAUAUUUAUUUCUGUUAUGUUCAAUAAGUUGCUUUUAUUCAAUGUUAAAUAUUUAACAAUGUUACAAAACUAAUAACUAUGCAUGAUCACUUAAAAAUGAUUUGUGAAUGAAACAUGAAUACAUUCUAUUCAUGUUUCAUAAUGUGUAAGGCGUUACUAUGAGGAUAUCAAAUAUUGUAGAUCCAUUUAGGGACUGUUAAAUUUGUAAAUUUCCCUAAGAGUGUGAUCUUUAAUUAAGUUAUAUUUAGGUAUAAUUUUACUGUCUAUAUAAUGUAAAUAUUACCUUAGAAAAUGUAGCUACUGACUUGCAUCUUUACUUUUUUUUUAAUUAUUUGUGUUUGUGGUUUAGGCAGAUAAUACCUGUAAUGCCAUUCCAACACAUUAAAUUAUAACAUUGUGAGAAAUAAAGUACUAUCUUGACA